Molecule: messenger RNA, 1776 nt
Organism: Theobroma cacao (cacao)
Lineage: Eukaryota; Viridiplantae; Streptophyta; Magnoliopsida; Malvales; Malvaceae
Product: common plant regulatory factor 1-like
Biological process (GO): regulation of DNA-templated transcription
Cellular component (GO): nucleus
Molecular function (GO): sequence-specific DNA binding; DNA-binding transcription factor activity
Source: RefSeq, a predicted model, not a curated record
UCCUCUCUGUGAAUUUGCAAAAAAAAAAAAGAACCUUCAAACUUUUCUCUCUGUUUCUGAGUGAAGAUAAUGCAGUCUUUUUGACUAUUUCGUUUUAGAAUUUCUCUUGUCUACUUUUUCCCCCUUUUCUUAAUUGAAGAUAGUCUACUUUAUGCUGUGAAUUAUCGUUUCGCUGCUAAGGGAAGGAAGGUUUUCGGAUUACAGAUUUCAAGUUGACACAGAGGUGAACGAACUCCUAGAAAUUAGGUUUCAACUUUGUUGCGACCAUGGGAAACAACGAUGAAGGAAAGUCCUCUAAGUCCGACAAAUCAUCUUCACCAGUGCCAACGGAUCAGACCAAUGUUCAUGUCUAUCCCGAUUGGGCAGCCAUGCAGGCAUAUUAUGGUCCUCGAGUUGCUAUGCCACCAUAUUAUAAUUCAGCUGUGGCGUCAGGCCAUGCUCCUCCCCCCUAUAUGUGGGGCCCACCACAGCCUAUGAUGCCACCUUAUGGGGCACCUUACGCAACAAUCUACUCACAUGGGGGAGUUUAUGCACAUCCUGCUGUUCCUCUGGCUGCGGCCACUGUGGAAACAGCUACAAAGUCCUCGGGAAAUUCAGAACGAGGUUUAAUGAAGAAGCUGAAAGGGUUUGAUGGUCUUGCAAUGUCAAUUGGCAAUGGUACUGCUGAGAAUGCUGAGGGUGGGCCUGAACCUAGGCUGUCCCAGAGUGCGGAGACUGAAGCUUCCACUGACGGUAGUGAUGGGAAUACAACCGGGACGGAUCAAACUAGACGGAGAAGAAGCAGGGAGGGUACACCAACCAUUGCAGGUGGAGAUGGGAAAAAUGAGGCAAAGUCUAAUGCAAUCGUUCCUGUGGGAGAGGUGACUGCAACUGUUUCUCCUAAUUCAAUUGGAACUGUACUUUCUCCUGGCAUGACCACAGCUUUGGAGCUGAGGAACCCUACCACCAUGAAUGCUAAGUCCAGUCCCACGAGCGUACCUUGUGGAGUAAUGCCUUCUGAAGUCUGGUUGCAGAAUGAACGGGAGCUGAAACGCGAGAGGAGGAAACAAUCUAAUCGAGAAUCUGCUAGGAGGUCAAGGUUGAGGAAGCAGGCUGAGACUGAAGAGCUUGGUCGUAAAGUUGAAUCGUUGACUGUAGAGAAUGCUACACUCAGAUCUGAAAUAAAUCAACUAACUGAGAAAUCAGAGAAACUAAGGCUAGAGAAUGCUAAUUUAGUGGAGGAACUGAAACAUACUCAGCUGGGACAAGCGAAGGAAAUUGUUAUGAACAACAAAGACAACAAAGAGGGUGAAAUGUAUGAGAAAAGCUCCAACUCUGGUGCCAAGCUGCAUCAACUCUUGGAUGCGAGUCCUAGAGCUGACGCAGUGGCUGCCGGCUGAUCAAGGAGAAAAAGUUUUACCUGAUAUAUUUUUGACGUAAAAUUGGAGGCAAUCGCGUAGCUUUGGCAUAAUUACAAGCCCAAAACUACUGCUAACAGUUAGUAGAGGGAUGAACUAGUUUGAUAGGAUUGAAACUAUAUGCUUCGGACAGGUCUUUUCCUUUGUAAGUUAGCUCUCUCAUGGCAGAACUGAUUGUAAUUUUAUUUGAAAAUCAGAGUCCUGAGAAAGCCCUGAAAGGUAGUGUGCAUUAGCGAGAAUUAGAGUUUUCAGUUUAGGAAGAAAGGCGUUGGAGACCUUCAAUGUGUAAUCUCUAAUGAUUGUGCAAUUUUUAUUGACUCAGCGCUGUAGCUGUUUGUGAUGUGUGAAAAUGAGAAGUUUGUCUGACUUCAUGCUGUAA